This is a messenger RNA of Spathaspora passalidarum NRRL Y-27907, 209 nucleotides long. RefSeq lists its product as uncharacterized. The annotation marks the transcript as partial. The transcript has a single exon. The record is from RefSeq and is a predicted model, not a curated record. NCBI's taxonomy places the organism in Eukaryota, Fungi, Ascomycota, Pichiomycetes, Serinales, Debaryomycetaceae.
AUGCUGAUAUGGUGCCGUAUCAAUCUGCAAAAAAAGAAAAUCACCACUUCGAUUAAGGUUUACAACCGAGAUAUGUCUAAUUGUGUAUACGAUCUGCUGCGCCCACCAACGGACUUGCAUCAGCUGGCAAAAUCCGUGGAAAUAUGCUGGGUAUCGGAUAUGCCAUUGUGGUUUUCGAACUUUCCGAAGAUUUGGAUACCCGAGCUCGA